Molecule: messenger RNA, 1007 nt
Organism: Filobasidium floriforme
Lineage: Eukaryota; Fungi; Basidiomycota; Tremellomycetes; Filobasidiales; Filobasidiaceae
Product: cleavage and polyadenylation specific factor 5
Exons: 10
Coding region: 106-768 (220 amino acids)
Cellular component (GO): mRNA cleavage factor complex
Molecular function (GO): mRNA binding
Source: RefSeq, a predicted model, not a curated record
CGACGACUUCGACCCCUUUACUCGCAUUCUUGAACCAUCGACUUUGAGGUACUCACUCCCUUUGGCAACUAAGCUGACCACAAGACCGUCUAGAUAUUGCCCACGAUGUCAAACACGAUCAGUCUACAACCUCUAUCGAACUUUACGUUCAGCACAAAGGAAUCUCAACCGGAAGAAGACCCUUCCGUCGCUGCGAGGUUGCAACGUCUGACGAACGAUUACGAUGCCAAGGGCAUGAGACGCACGGUAGAAGGAGUCUUGGUCGUACACGACCAUGGUCACCCGCACAUCUUGAUGUUACAGAUCGCCAACGCGUUUUUCAAGCUCCCCGGCCACUACCUCUCACCCGGGGAAGACGAAUCCCUCGGCCUCAAACGCCGCCUAGACAUCCAACUCACGAUGGACGUGAACGAGAACACCUUACCUCCCGGUGUCUCCGCUUCCGGUCUGAGCGGGGCCAGCUUAGGGACGGAUAGUUUUGACUUGGGUGGAGGGGAUUGGGAGGUAGGGGAUUGUUUGGGGACUUGGUGGAGGCCGAAUUACGAGACUUAUAUGUACCCCUACACCCCGCCCCAUGUUACGAAACCGAAAGAAUGCAAGAAACUCUACUUGAUCCAUAUGCCCGAACGAAAGGUACUCGCGGUACCUAAGAACAUGAAAUUACUCGCCAUCCCCUUGUUUGAACUGUAUGAUAAUACGGCGAGGUACGGUCCUCAGCUGGCUGCGCUCGUCACGGCGUUGAGCAAGUACGAUUUCGUCUACCUGUAGAACGAGUUGCCUUGCAGCAGACGCUUUUCAACCUUGGGCGCAGAUUACAUGUGAUGAUAACCUUGUAGCUCGUAGAUAGAAUCUGCUAUGGGCGGAGAUGUCGUCGAGAUAUAUCGACACCGACGACGACGUCAUUCUCUUACGAGAAGGAGCGGGUUCUGAAUGUCUUUUGAAAGCGCGUCAAAGGGAACGAUCGACAUUUCGAGCUGAUGGUGAUCGUGAUAUAGCAUUUAUCGUCG